Molecule: messenger RNA, 5936 nt
Organism: Hippocampus zosterae (dwarf seahorse)
Lineage: Eukaryota; Metazoa; Chordata; Actinopteri; Syngnathiformes; Syngnathidae
Product: trichohyalin
Exons: 26
Coding region: 1927-5298 (1123 amino acids)
Source: RefSeq, a predicted model, not a curated record
GUUUACCUACGUCCUGUGGGACAGUAUUUUAUGCAGCACAACAUGCCUUUUUGGGGGGGAUAAACACGUAAAAGCAUGUAACCCACACUGUAAUCAGCCGGUGACCGUUACUGGGUUUACCCCACCUCUCUCUGAGCUGGGAUAGGCUCCAGCUAGCCCAUGACUCUAGUGAGGGUGUGUGGCAUAGAAAAUGGAAGGUGUAACCCACACAUUAUAAAUAUGUGUCAUAAUGUGCUUUGUGUUUAACAUCAAUUUAGUGUGAUGUUCAGAGGACUUAAAUGGACCUUGAUAGGCUAAAAGUCCAAAUAUCUGUUUGAAUGGAUCGCAACCAUCGCAGCAGUUCAAAUUUUCAUGUCAUUAUUUUCUUUCAUAAGAACUCAUUUGGCAGUUGAUAAUUGUACAAAGAGAAAGUAUGGCUUGUUUCCUUUGCUCAGGUUGAGCCACAUGAUAACUUUUGCUUUUCAAGUCGAAAAUGUAUUUCAAGUACGUACUGCAUUUUGAAUGAUAAUUGAAUGACAUGUCAUCGGUACAGUUCCGAAAACGAUAAUAGAUUGUGACUGUGGCUGUACAGGACCGGAUAUCUGUAGCAAUAACACACAAAAGUCGGUUUUCAGUCUUGAGCAGAAAGGGAAAAACAACCAAAGUGUAUCCGUAGAGCUGUGCUGUAGAUUCAACAAUGUCUUCAUUUGCCUUCCCUUUCUUGAGAGGGUUCUAAUGUUUCUCUUUCAGCAUUUCUCACCUGACUCUUGGUGGGAUUUCAGCUUUAAUUUUUGGAAUGCGUUUACGCCUGACCUUCUCAUGGGUGCCAUUAUUAUAAUGUUUGCAUAUUUAUACACUUUGUAUAAUGUGACAUAUACAGUAUGGUGCGCUCGGGAUGGCACUCAUUUUCUUCCAGUUUGAAGCCGUUUAGUUCCAAGGAAGAAGUAAAGUGUGUGGAAGACGAAAAUGUGUUUUUCCUUGCCUUGUCCAAACUAAAACCAACUGAACCAACUGGAACUGUGACCUCUGGUUUGCUGAGAAAAAAUGCUGCUGAUCUUACUAAUCGAUGUAAAAGUGAAAUUCAAUGCAACGUAACGGCAGUCUGGUAGAAAUAUCGAAAGUUCGCUGACAUGCCUUGACUUCUCUUCCUUCCCUAAUACACGUACUGUAAGUGUAUUCAGAUGUAAAUCACAAGUUACAAGUUGUUUUUACAGAAAUUCUGUAUUUUUCCCCCUCACUUUAUAACAUUGUCUUAUAACAACCAAGGCACAAGAAUAAAAACAAAGUUGUUGACACUGGCUGUCUUUUUUUUUGUCUCAGUCGUAGAAACGAAUUACAUUUGACAUCAUGUGAACGAUUGCAAGCUUGCCUCUGCCCGGAAUAUUGAAUCGUGUGCUAGGGGGAAUUAGGGCACCAUUGGUCUCGAUAAAGUAGCUACAUGUUAAGUGAGAUCCUAAAUUAGAGAAAAGAUGACUCGAGGCCUUCCAUGAAAUGGGUUUCAGAUAUUGAACAAUGCUUGUUCUUUUACUAAGAAUGUAUUACAUAUGUAUAUGUGCAUAUACACACAUAUACAGUGUUAAUGCGCUGUCUACUUUGUGCUCUCCCAGUAUAUUAGCUUGUCGACGCUCCUUUCUGGUGUUUGCCAUCUAAACUUUGACUAGGUUGCCGUGGCAACCCACUGUGUACUCGGGACCCACCGCAGCCGCUGAAAAGAUAUUGUGCUUCCUCUCCAACGUAAGAUUCAGCCAAUAUACUUUCUCUCCAUUUGUAUAACUUUUAUCAAGCUCCGGAAAGAGUAAUCUCAAGUUAUUCAGUCUGCGUGUGGAGUGCCUGUGGCGUGACUUUUAGCGUAUCGCAGCUCUUGAAGCUUUGGUUUCCACGGCAUCCAAGCAACAUUUUUGUGACUCCGCAGCCUUACUGGUGUUAUAUUUUUAUACCCAGUACAACAUGGAGCCACUCAGCCAUUACACAGGGGACCAGAAUGAAUUUCACUCAGACCAACACAACAGCGGCAGCGGGUUUGAACCAGCUCGACCUCCUCUCAGUGCGGACCCCUGUGACUUCCUGCUGGAUGCCAUUGACGCUCAGCUGGGGAACCUGCAAGUCAAGAAUCGGCAACUUGACCGCAUCGAUUCAGCCCCAUUUAGGUUGAGUCAGGCUCCCAGCAAAGAUACCGGUCUUGGCAGCACAGUGUCCCAGACAAAUGACACCCCCAUGUCUUGUCUGGAUCUGCAAGUCACUCCAGCAGUUCAACAAACAGCAGACAGCACAAGCUCCGUGGCUCCCGCAACACAUGAGGUGGCCACGUGGGAACUGGACGUACGGACAAGCGGAAAAGUGCAGAUGGAGAGUCACAAGGAACAGGUCAUGUGGAGACUAGAGAGACUUCUUGGAGACACCUGUAAGCAAGGGACAAUGUCAAGUGACCCUCAUCCGCCUUCAGAAAGUAUUUGCACUGAAGACUUUGUGAGGUGCUUUCGAGAGGAGAUGGUUGAACUGGCUUUGCCAGAGGGGAGCCUUGAUGAGCUCGACAAACAGGGGGAGGCUGAAAGGACUUUGAUGACAUCUAGCGGGGACCCUUGCCUGAGUCGCCAAAACACUCAAAAGGGUGUCAGAAGUGAAGCAACUACAAAUGUGAAAAGUAGUAAACAGGAGCCAGAACAAAGUGAGGAACUCGGAAGAUGUUCUUCUGAAACAUCUGGAGUUCAGACUUCACAUGUUGUCUUCUACAGCACAGAGGUGGAAAAAGAACAUCAGAACCCAAAGCACAUUAUUUCUCCAAAGGCCAGGUGCUUAGCAGGAAUACCUGUGCGGAAUUUUGACACGGUGUCCGUGGACAGUGACCUUGAUUCGGUUUGUACAGAUCAGGUCAGGCAGCACCUCUGCAGACGGGCUGUUCAAAAACCCACAGGAGCUGCGCAAAACAAAAGUACUCGCUGUAAAGCACAGCAAAAGUGCAGGCCGAUGAAAUCUUUGGAGGAUGAUGACAAGGACACUGAUGAGGAAUCAAAUGGACACUGGAGCAGGCGGUCCGAGCUUGAGAAGGCGUCAGAGAAGAUGCACUCAGCUUGGGAGAAGAUGAGCGAGCGCCUCUCCUCGCUCAGACAAAGAUGUGAGAAAGUGGAGGAGACUCUUCGCAUGAAAAAGUCUCAUUUAACCGAGGUGGAGCUCUCCCUUUCUGAGCUGCAAUUGAGAAGAAAGCAUGCCUUUCAUGAUCUUGAGCGACUCAGUGCAGAGACCGGCCACCUAGAGACAGAGAAGAGUCAAUUAGAGGUUGUGCUAAAGGACUGUAAGGCAGAGAUAAACUCAUUAAGUUGCCAGCUGCAGAACCUUCAGAGGCAAAAAGAGUCCCACCUCCGCACAGUCAGAAAUUUGCAAGAAGAGCUAAAGAAGAGAGAACAACUCGAGCAGCUGUCCUGCGUGGAGACCAGCAGAGCGACGUCAGAGCUGGAGAGACAGUUGGGUUGUGCCAAUGCUGAACUAUUCUCUGAGCGACGGCGGGCAAGAGAGAAGCAGGAAUCCAUGCAACAAAUGCUGGAGGAAACUUGCGAGGAACUCCUGAGGGCCUCCGAGGCACAGACCUCCCUGAGGAAUAGAUGCUCUUCUCUAGAAGAGAUGCACAAGCAGAAAAAGGAGGAGAUAGAGAAUCUAGAGUGUCAAGCAGAGGAGCUACGGGGAAAGCUUGGAGCAUGCACGGCCAAGGUGGACACGCUUGAGAAACUGUUGGGCCAGAAGGAGCAACAACUGCAAGAACUACAGGAGCAACACGGAGGCUUGCAAACAGAAAGAGAGCGACUGAAGGGAGAGCUGGAGUUCCUAAAAAGUCAACAGCACAGUGCUCUUCAAGAAGCCAGAGAACACGCCCGUACCAUGAUGGAGGCGGCGCUGAAGCAGCAGAGGAAAGAUUUAGUCUCCAUUCAUGAGCAGCAAAUGCAAAAGCUCAAGAAAGAUGACGCAAAGGCGCUGAAGAAUUCACUGGAGCACCAGAAGGAGGAGUCGAGGAAACGUGAAGAAGAGCUGCGGGCGCAAACAUUACAGACGGUGCUGUACUGCGAACCGUUUGACAAAACUCUUCGCGGCGACAUUACGUGGACACUUUGCUCCUCUCACAUUCAGGUGCACAAAGCCAUAGAUGAGGAGAGGAGGAAGUGGGAGGCGGACAAAAUUGCAGCCGUACACUUCCACCGUGGUUUACUGGAAGAGCAGAACAGGAGGGACCUGGAAACGGCUCAGAGCGAGCUACAUCGAGAGAAAGCCAAUGCGUUGACGCUUCAGCGUCGAGUGGCGGAGCUGCAAAGCCGCGUGCAGGAGCUGGAGGCCGAGCGCUGCGUGCAGCAGCGAGAGCAGGAGUCUCUGCUCUCGGCCGUUUGCAAGUCACUAAAGCAGGAGCGGCGGGACGAGCUGGACAAAUUGCAGAAACACAUGUUGCAGGAAAGUGGCAAGACCGAGCUGCAGCUUGAGCAGGCUGUGCGGAAGGCCGAGGCAGAAACGGAGAGGAUUGGCAGGAUGCUUGAAGAGCAGCGGGUCAGCCAUCUUGAUGCUCGAGCUGAGCAGGAGCAGCAGCUCGGGGUCUGGGCUCAGGAGCUGGUGGCCCAGUGCGAGUUUCUACGCCUCUUGAUCGAGAAAAAUGGAGGCCAACAAAAUGCGGUGCAGCUCCCUCGCAGCUCUACCAUCGAUGAGGCUCUUGCCCAACUGAAGGCUCAACAAGAGCCCUUGAAACAUCUGAUUGAGUACCUUCAUCAAGAGUUUGAUUCUCAAAGGCAAGCAAGUGAACAGCUGCUCAAAGACAAGGAGCGGGCGUUGAGGAUUCAGAGGGAACAGAUGAGAAUGGAACAAAAGCAAGCCUUGGAUUCUCUGAAGAAUCGUCUCAUUCAGGAUCACGUUGAGGAGCUGAGUAGUUUGAAAUGGGCUCAUUGGAGUGCCGCCGGAUUGGAAGCCUCACUUCGCAAGCAGCUGGAGGACAAAGACAUGGAGCUGAGGCAAGUCCAAAGGAACAUGACUCAGUGGAAGGAACAGACCACCGCUCGACUGGCCUGCAAGUUUGAGGAAGAGUUGACAGCUGAACUGGAAAGGUGCAGAUCAAAGUUAUUAAGGGGCAGAAAGACGUCCAUGAAUGAAGAGGAACAGCUGAGGACGGAGGGUCAGCGAAGGCUUAGUGCAAAGGCUGCCUCCCCCCAGACCUCCUCGGACGUGGCCUCAUUAAAACUUGUGCAUUACUUGCAGAGCAGAGUCAAGCAGCUCCGUGUAGAGAACCAGACGUGGGUGCCAACAGGACCAAACUUUCCUACACACAACCAUCAAGAGAGUAGGAAGGCUUGAGUCCCCCAUUCAUGAGGUUCAACCGCAAGUUAAGAAACAUCACAUGCUUCCCAGUAUUACUCUUUCAAAGUGUUUCUUUUUCAUUUAACGAUGAAUCAUUCAUUCACUGUUGCCUGUACUUAACAUAGCAGGUCACAGUGACAAUGACACAAGCAAAGUUUUAGUCAUCCUUUGAACUUUCUACUGUGUCAAGGUUUUAUGGUUCAACGUACAAGAGGUUUACAGAUUUAACAUGAAAAAUCUCAUAAAACUCUUCUUUGUGGGAUUCCCUUAUAUGCUCAUAAAUGUUACGUAAUGUUAAGAUGGAACAUGCAAAGGCCAAAUGGUACAAAGGCACAAUAUGUAACUUACAGCUUUCGAAACGUUUCAAGAAUAUGAACUAGCUUUAUUGUUGUAUAUACGUUAGUCGCUCCAUGUACAGCACUUUGUAUGCAGCGAUGGGUGUUUUAAAGUACUCUAUAAAUACAGUUAACACCAGAAUCGGGAUUGGUGUCAGAGUGCCAAAAGAUGCUUGGUGUUUCAUGCAUACUGUUGUAUAGCACAUUUUUGAUAAAGGAUGAAGCACACUUUUAUUAGAAAAUAAAUACAGAGUCAACAUGUCUCACUUGAAUACUGCUGCAAACAUGCAGGGGGAAAAA